AUGGAAGCCCCAUCUUCACCUUCUUCUAUCAUCACUGCCCCGCCUGACUAUCAUGAAAGUGCUCUCAGGCUCACCAAACUCAUUACAGAGGCCAUGACUUGCCACUUUGCCCUCCUACAUUAUGACAGCCCAACGAUGACAAGGGAAAGAAACUUCUACCGUCAAACUUUGAGAAGUACCGUAAAAAAUAGGAAGGUGGAAGAGGGGCAUACACAGAGGCGGCAGUAUACCCAUGGAGGGAUAAGACCACCAAUAAGACUUAUUGGAAUCAAGCUGCCAGUACCCUCGUUGAGUGUCAUCAUUUUAUUGAGUGAUAAUGCAGCAGAACAUAAAGAACUGCACCCGAUUCAACUCGAAUGGACCUUCCUGGAACGAACAGAAUUGAUGAAGAGGCUUGAGUCUGUUGGUGAUGGAGUUACAACCAAUCAUCAAGCGUCAUAUUCAAUUCUGUUCAAAAGGAGUGCAUCAGGUGUUGGGCUGGACCAAGCGCUAGCUAGGAAUGGAUCACAUGCAGGUGGAGCUGCGCAAGAGCGUGGGCCGGGACAUUGA
Messenger RNA from Suillus discolor, 549 nucleotides. RefSeq lists its product as uncharacterized. The record is from RefSeq and is a predicted model, not a curated record. Lineage: Eukaryota; Fungi; Basidiomycota; Agaricomycetes; Boletales; Suillaceae. The transcript is spliced from 6 exons. The coding region runs from base 1 to 549 and encodes 182 amino acids.